Naumovozyma dairenensis CBS 421 is the source of this 3033-nucleotide messenger RNA. RefSeq lists its product as uncharacterized. The record is from RefSeq and is a predicted model, not a curated record. Gene Ontology annotation, cellular component: cortical endoplasmic reticulum. The coding region runs from base 1 to 3033 and encodes 1010 amino acids. Gene Ontology annotation, biological process: chloride transmembrane transport. NCBI's taxonomy places the organism in Eukaryota, Fungi, Ascomycota, Saccharomycetes, Saccharomycetales, Saccharomycetaceae. Gene Ontology annotation, molecular function: chloride channel activity. The transcript has a single exon.
AUGACAGAUACAUUGGAUCAACUUGAUCCUAACUAUGUCAUAAGUUUCGAUUAUUCAGAGGAUAAUUUGACUCUUUUAGUUUCUAAAUUGUCUCAGCUAGGAAUCAAAGCUUUGUCAAGACCUGGUAACGAUGAAAACACUGUUUAUUUGUAUUUUCGUAUUGAUGAACACCCAAGUGAAUAUACUUCAUUCUCAGGCGGAGUAGAUAAUAUUACAAGCAAUAAUAAUGGAAAUAAUGUACUUUCCGAAACAAGAACGCUAGCAUUAUUUGAAGCUGUAAGAAAUAAUGAGUUUGUCCAUUCAAUUAUCCCUCUCUAUGAAUUAGAUAAACAAAAACGUUUGAACCAAUUCUUCCAUGACCAAGUUUAUAAGAAACCAUUAGCAUUACCAACAGAUUCAGAAUUGAAACAAUUAUCUGAUUUGACAGGUAAUCCCAAAUUAUCAUUAUAUUUUGCUUAUAUGGCAACAUACACCAAAAAAUUAAAAUAUUUAGCUAUUGCUGGCUUGAUGGUAAGAAUCCUUUUUGGGAACUCAUUUCAUGAAUUCUCUACACUAUAUUCUAUCGGACUUAAUAUUUGGACACUGUAUUUCACUACAUCAUGGAUAUAUGAUUUACAACCCAAAUAUAAAUGGAAAUUGACUCAUGGUCAGUCAGAUGAAAGUGAUAAUAUCAACAGCUAUGACAAUCCAAAUACAGUUAGAAUUAAAAAAUUAUGUUUCAUACCUAUCGUCAUAGCAUUUGUUAUAGCUCUCAUUUCUUUCCAACUACUCUGCUUUGUAAUUGAAAUUUUCAUCACACAAUUAUAUGAUGGCCCAUUAAUUCGCAUCUUAACUUUGUUACCAACUAUUUUAAUAUCAAUAUUUACACCAACAUUACAAACGAUAUUUAAUAAAUUAUUCGUAGAAAAAUUUGUUGCUUGGGAAAAUGGUCCCAACCCAAAGAAAUCAAAAGUGGAGAAAAAUUUUAUGUUAACAUUCUUUAUCAAUUAUUCCCCACUAUUAAUUACAUUAUUCCUUUAUUUACCUUUCGGUUAUAAAUUCACUCCUGAAUGGAAACAAAGAACAACCAGAUAUGUUCAGUCCAUGAAUGUCCCAGUGACAAAAUCCAAUUUCAAAGUCCAUACAAAUCGUUAUAAAAUUCAAUUCUUUUAUUUCACCGUAACAAAUCAAUUAAUCUUAUUUUUUACUCAGAACAUCUUACCUUUAAUUAUGGAAAAAGUUUUGCCUAAAUUUAAAGAUGAAAACAAACCUACUUCGACAAAAUUUAAGAUUAAAAGACAAUUCAAAAAAUCAUACCCAAAGGAUUUCAAACUAUGGGAAAGAACUAACUCAUAUAUUACGGGGCCCUGGGAUGAAUUUAAUGAGGAUAUUAAUUAUGAAAAACUUAAUAUUCAACUCGGUUUCGUUAUAAUGUUUUCAAUAAUAUGGCCAUUGUCCCCAAUGAUUUGUUAUAUUUUCAAUCACAUCAUAAUCAAAGCUGAUCUUUGGAGAGCAAUUGAAAAAUGUAAACCGUCAGUACCUUCAUUCUCUAGAAUACAACAACAAAACACUGUACCAUUAAAGGUUAAGGACAACAAUACUGUCAAUGCAAAUCCAACAUUCGUAUGGAACAUCAUAUUAAUGGUAAUGGCAAUCAUUGGAUCAACCUUAUCGUCAUUAUUAACAUACAUGUAUAGAAAUUGUCAUCUACCAGACGUUGGAUAUACUUCUCCAUUGGAAAAGGAAGAUAUCUGGUAUAGAUUUUUUCCCUUGUCUCAUUCGUGGCCAUCAAUCCUUUUAUUCGCUGUCAUAAUGGAACAUAUCGUACUAUUAUCAUAUUUCUUUUUGUCAAGAAUAGUUUGUGGAUUGAACGAAUGUAAUAAUACAGGAUUCGUACCAUUGGAUAAGAAUCUUGUCGUCAAGAGGAAAACUGACUUAUCUAAAGUCAUUUCUGCAACUAAGGAAUUCAUGGAACCCCUUACUCUUUUAAAAAGUAAGGAAAACGAUAAUGUUCAGCAAUCCACUGAAAGAACUAUAGGAAGAAGAAGAAGUACUAUGAGUAGUAUUGAAUCAAAACCAGAAAAUCUACAAUUCUUAAAAGAAAAUAUAUCUCAUGAAGAAGUAACAACAAACACAUCUAACCAGGAUCGUAACUAUACUAAAGAGAAACAGCCAACCAAAAUAAAUCAAUAUGAAAAUGAAAAUGUUAACCGUGACGAAUAUCCUAAAGUAAUUAGCGUACCGGCUAAUGAACGUCCACCUGAUAUAAUCGAUCAAAGAAAGAGAAGACCCUCAGGAACAAUACAGAGAAGAAAAUCUUCUGUUUCUUAUAAAGUUGCUGGUGCAACUAUUCCCGAUGUCAUUCCCACUUCUAGAUCAAAACCAACAUCAAAAUCUAAAAAAAUCAUUGAAACUACUUCAGUUUCAAAGCUACAACCCACAACAGCUCGCCCACUGUCGAGUACUGAUCGGUCCUUAAGCAUUAAAGCUGCAUCAGCUGCUUUGAAAGAUGAUACUUUGACAGAUAUUGAACCAUUACCACCAGGGAAACAUACGAAACAAGUACAACAAGAACAAGAACAACAGCAACAGAAACAUCAACAAGAUGAAGAAGAACAAUAUAGGCAAGAACAGCAACAACGACAAGAACAUGAAUAUGAACAAGAACAGCAGCAGCAACAACACCAGCAACACCAGCAAAGAAACCCGGAACAACAACAAUUCAAUGCACAAGAAUUAGAAGAAAGGGAAUUAGCAAGGCAACAGAUGGAAUUAGCAGCACAAGCACAUGAAGGUGAACAUUUCAAUGAGGACAUGGGAGAUGCCCCAAAGUUACAACUCAAUGAUGAGACUGUUGAUACUACUCCUUCAGUUGAAAGAAGACAUUCUAUCGGUUCCCAGGUUUUGAAAACUGUAAAAUCACCUAUUAAACAUAUUCAAAAGACAGCUACUACUCAUUCUUCUAGAAGGAAAUCAUCAAAAAGUGAAACUACCCCAGGGGGGAAAAAAAAGAAAAUGCCUGGAUUUUUAACAAAAAUUCAGAACAAACUUUAA